AUGCGUGUCAACAAUACGAGAGUACUUAAAAUAGCUAAAUUCUCUGUCCUGGCUAUUUUAAUUGUUUUUAUUAUAGGAUUCUGUAUAUAUAAAAUGGUUGGCAUUAAAAAGAAUAUAUAUAAUCUAGGGUCAAAUAACCCUUUAUUAAAGAAUAUGCAAGUAGUCUCAAAACUCAAUGACUUAGAUGAGAGUGAUAUAGAUUCCUCCUUAAAGAAUAACCUUAUGAACAAUGAUUCAGAAUUUAAAUUUGAGAACCAAAAUUAUGAAUAUUCCAUGGAUAAUAGCUCUAUGGAUAAUAACACUACCAAUGAGCCUGAAAAUAGACCAAAACAAAUAAAUCCCUACAAUGCAUCAGAGAAAUUCAGCAAAGUUGAAAAGGAUGAUGGAUAUGGAAGCAGUAAUUCUCUGAAUUCGUUUAAUUUAGAUGAAAAAGAACAAAAUAUUCCCUCAUCAGUACAAACAUCACCAUCCACUAGCACUCAUAACCCGCAUAUCCAGCAACCAUCCACUAGCAGUCAUAAUUCACAGUCUAAUGUAAUACAUAUCCCACAGAAGCAAAAUAUGAGGUUUUUUAACCGUCAGAAUAUACAAAGACAGAAGGACAAUGAACACACACAGAAUGGACCUUUUGACCAGCCUAUAGAGUUUUCAGUAUACGAAGACGAGUAUAGAAAAUUUGAAAGUACCCGGUCAGAGCAUACUAAAGGGUAUUCUGUGCUUUUUAAUGAAUCUGCAGAUUUGGAUGCAAAUUAUCAAAAUUCAUCCAAUGAUUAUAAUGAAGAUGAGGAUUUAAGUGAUUUUAGUACAUACAAUAGUUUAUUAGAUAUUAUAAAGACAUCUGAUAGUGAACCUAAAGAACAAAAAAAUUCAGUUAAUUUUAAUAUGCAAGAUGUAUCCUAUGAAGAUGUCUCUACAGCAAUGUCUAUGAAGGACUUUAAGGAUUUCACUGAAAAAUAUAAUAAGUUAAAAGAUGCUUAUAUGUUUUCAAAAUUCACAAAAAUAGCAAACAAUCUAAAAGAUAACUGUAACAGAACAAGUGAUACUCUAGAUAAGUGCUUACAAAUAAUGCUCUCAAAUAUUGAUCAACAAAAAAAACUAAAGACUCCUCCAAGUUAUACUACUAUAACUGAGAUUCCAAUUACUGCUACAGCUGAUACUAUAACAGCUACUACUAUAACUAAGGUUCCAAUUGCUACUAAAGCUACUACUAAAAAAACAAAAACAAAAACUGCUACUAGAACAACUACUAGAACUGAGAUUCUAAUUACUGCUCCAACUUCUACUAUAACUGAGACUAAUGAGACUAAUGAGACUAAUGAUACUAAUGAGGCUAAUGAUACUAAUGAGGCUAAUGAGACUAAUGAGGCUACAGAUGAGACUAAUGAGACUAAUGAGGCUACAGAUGAGACUAAUGAGACUCCAAUUGCUACACCAAUUGAUAGUACAGAUGAGACUCUAAUUGCUACAACACCAAUUGCUACUACAACUCCUAAAAGUAACCAAGAUCUAAGUGAUAAAAAUGAUAAAAAUCUAAGUGAUCAAGAUACUAACAGUAAGCCUUUACAACUAAAAACUCUAAAGGCUCCAAAUUUUGUAUCUGUCACAAAGAAUUUAAGAGAUACUGAACCUAUUGGAUUCUUUGGAUAUGGUCCUUCUCAAAAUUAUUUAGGUAAUGGUAACGAUUAUGAUCUACAUGUUAGUAAUUGUGCUAAUUAUGAUUCAACUGAUCCAAUAAGUCCUUCGGUUCAAGAUACAGUAUAA
This is a messenger RNA of Nematocida ausubeli, 1761 nucleotides long. RefSeq lists its product as uncharacterized. The record is from RefSeq and is a predicted model, not a curated record. Lineage: Eukaryota; Fungi; Microsporidia. The coding region runs from base 1 to 1761 and encodes 586 amino acids. The transcript has a single exon.